This is a messenger RNA of Trichobilharzia regenti, 546 nucleotides long. NCBI's taxonomy places the organism in Eukaryota, Metazoa, Platyhelminthes, Trematoda, Strigeidida, Schistosomatidae. The record is from the annotation of a GenBank genome assembly.
GUGAUGGUUGUUGUUAGUUGGUUAUCUUUAUCACCUCCGCUAAGUCUCUUCUGCUUCUUUUGCCAGUUUUGUGGUUUUUACCUGUAAGACACCAUCUUUUAUAGGUUUCAUCUGCUUUGAUCUUUUCGCAGACAGAGAACUGGUUAUCUGACAUAACGUUCUGAGGUCUCUUUUAUGUGCCGCCUGUUCUGAUUUAUUUACCAGUAUGUCGCAGAAUUGUCUUUGGUCUUUUCUGGCAUUUUUUUCACUUCUUUAUUCAGUGAAAUUUACACUGAACUCAACUUCUCCCUAUGUUGUCCAUCUUUGCAUUGGUUUCCCUUCUGUCUCACCAUCUUCCUCUACUAUCAAUUUUCAGGUGUCCAUACACAAACAUUCUUUGUCUUGCCUCUUUCUUCCUAAAACAGCUGUACGCGUUUCCUUGAACACCACCUUCGGAGAGUUCCAAUCUUCUUCCACACAACUUUUCUCAGCGAUGCUUUGCUUUCUUCCAAACUUUCUGCAAAAGUGGCGUGAGUAUAUCUUUUGUGGUGUCUAGAUCCGCUUUUG